Messenger RNA from Arachis ipaensis, 1029 nucleotides. The record is from RefSeq and is a predicted model, not a curated record. Lineage: Eukaryota; Viridiplantae; Streptophyta; Magnoliopsida; Fabales; Fabaceae.
AUGGCAAGCCGUGGACGCCCACGUGGCUCUGGCUCGAGCUCGAGCUCAUCAAACCUAGCAAAGCACAUGAAGGAGAUGGCCAAGGCAAUGAAGGAGCAGGCCCAAGCCACCACUCUGAUGGCCCAACAACUGUCCACUGGGGACAAGGAUCCCAAUAUUCCCAGGCUGGAGGUGGGACAGACCCGUACAACUUUUGCUAACUUCAAGAAGAUUGGUCCGCCCGAGUUCCGUGGAUCUCUCGACCCUGAUAUGGCAGAAGAAUGGCUGACGGAAAUGGAAAAGGUAUUCACAAUUUUUCCAUGCACUGAGGAGCAGCAAGUGAGCUACGCUACCUUCAUGCUCAAAGCUGAUGCCGAGUUCUGGUGGGAUGGAGCAAGACGGUUGUUGGAGGAUGCUGGAACAGAUAUCAGUUGGGUCACCUUCAAAGAAGCUUUCUACAAGAAGUACUUUUCCCUUUCUGUUCGAGAGUCCAAGGAGAUGGAGUUUCUUCAGCUGAGGCAGGAUAGGAUGAGUAUUGCAGAGUCCACAGAGAAGUUUGAGAGACUCUGCAAAUUUUUCGCCAUGUAUAAGGCUAAUCCAGAUGAAAAGUGGAAGUGUAUGAAGUAUCAAGGAGGGCUCAGGGCAGAAGUCCUAACCGCUAUAGCCCCACUGGAAAUCCGGGAGUUCUCCUCCCUCGUUAGCAAGUGCCAGCCACCGCAGAAGAAGGCCUUUCUUGAGAAACCUACAGGAAGGCAACCUCAACAGGACACGGAUCGACAGGAACCUCCAACUGAUGCCUCACCAAAGACCACCGAACUCAAGGAGUGUGCUUCAUGUGGGAAGCUACAUAGGGGUAGGUGCCUUGCCGGACAAAAUGUCUGCUUCCGGUGUUUUCAACCGGGGCAUAUUGCCAAAGAAUGCCCAGCAGUUCUCCCACCCCCUGCCAAUCCACCACAGCGUCAAGGGCGAGUCUUUUCCCUCAGCAGCAAGGAAGUCCACGAGUCAGAAGAUCGAAUCGAGGGUAAAUACAUAAUUAAUGGAAUCCUUUAA